Messenger RNA from Olea europaea var. sylvestris, 1401 nucleotides. RefSeq lists its product as uncharacterized. The coding region runs from base 731 to 1138 and encodes 135 amino acids. The record is from RefSeq and is a predicted model, not a curated record. The transcript has 3 exons. Lineage: Eukaryota; Viridiplantae; Streptophyta; Magnoliopsida; Lamiales; Oleaceae.
GAGUGACACCACGAGAACUUCCGCCCUUUUCUUUCACGGAGGCUUAUAUUUGAUUUGGUCAAAACAACUUGAUCAAGUCGAGAUUGAUAAGUAUGAAAUGCUAUCGUUUUAAUGAAGGAAAAUGUUUGAAAUAAAAGUGGGCUCAAGAGAAUAAGCUUGAUAGGGUUAUCUGAAUUUGAUUUUGAGCAUAGUGAUUUGAAGAAAAGGACUGGCAAUGGAAACUUAGCAGAAACGUACUGCCAACGACAUACUAAAAUAUGAAAAAUUAAAGAGCAUUAAAAGAAAGAUUCGCUGUCGAAUGUUUUGUCCUUAGAACUAAAAUGCAGAUAACCCAUUACCAAAUCCAAUUGACUCUCUUUCUCGAUCUCGGCACAGUCUCACUGUAUAUACAUACAUAGGCAUAAAAUGUUUGCUUCUCUUUUCUUUGUGGGUAAGUUCCAUUUUAAUUUUUUUUUUUCUGCUUUUUCUUUCACUAAACCCACAAUGGGAAUGGUGGAAAAAGGGUUUAUGGACGAAUAUGUAAUUAUCUGAAUUUGCUAUUAAUUUAUUAUUUUGAAAUAUACACAUAUAUAAAGCACGCUCCUUUUCCCUUUCCUUUUCCUUUUCCAUUAAUUCCGCUGCUUUCUGUCCACUGAGGCUAUUCCUUUCACGCCUUUCUUCGUGUUCAUCCAUCUUAUUAACACAUGAGCAGGGUACAGAGCUACUUUUCCAGUCAAGUAAAACGGAAAGAAUGAACAUGAGGAGGCUUCUGGGAUUAAAAUGGAUACAGUUUUGUAAUCUGUUAAAGUUUUCUCAACCCACUUCUCAGAAAACUUUGCGGGAUAAAGCAAUAGCAGUGGCAGGUAGAGUUACUGUAAAGAAGGACGGAGAACAUUCGAAGGUUUCUUGUCCUGUGUGUUUGAAUGUAAUUCGGGCGCCCCUUGAUUCUGAUUUGAGGAUGAUACUAGCAGUGCACUUGAGUCUAUGGCACCCUGACGAUGUUAAGUUGCAGUGGGAAAUUAUGCAGAACAAAAACCAAUCGAAUCUUCAUAUGCCUUCACUUGUCAUCGGAGUUGGAAUUGCUGCUGCGAUUGGAGCACUUUUAUCUCUUUCAGCAAAACAUCAUCCCCGACCUUUUCCUGCUAAGACGGGAAGAUAGAGAAUAUUAAAGUUCGUUUAGUACUGAAUGAACGUUUUAAGUGAUUCUGCAUCAAAUUUACCCUUACUUGGUGUGAUUUAAAUUAUUUUAAGGGGCUCUUUUUUAUCAAGGAGAAUUUUAACUGAGAUUGAUUCGAGAGGCAGACAAAUUCAAGUCGAUACUGGACUGAAAAAGUGUCCAGUUCUGCAUGUCAAUGUUGUACUGCGAAACUGGUGUACUUUGAAUUAGCUUUUAAUACGUUAACUACAUUUGUUUUCUGUUCA